AAGUAUAUAAUGGUAAUUCCUCACAAUAGAAUAGAACUUUACUAUCGGUAGUUCCAAGUGACGUGAUUACCUUUUCCAAUUAUGGCGAAUUUAAAACCUGUGAGCAUUCCAUCCGAAUUCCCUAUGAGCGCGAUUUAUCAUAAUGUCACGGUUUAUUCGAAGAAAAACGAACCGAAGGAAUCUAACGAUAAUGAAUUUGGAACAGGCACACUUUAUGUUACUACGGACUUGACAGUAUGGAUUAAAAAUGACGAAGAAAACGGUUUCGAAUUCUAUUUGAGUGAUAUUAGCCAGAUAUCAUAUGAGAACGAUGCUAUUUUCAUGCUAUUGUCAUGCAAAGAUGGCUCCUAUAUGAUCAAGAUGAUGCUUCACGUUGAGCCAAAGACAGCAUACAAAAUAUUGAAAUACGGUAUUAAAUUAGCAAAAAAUUCAGUAGUUGAAGAAUUUCCUGUUUUGGAGUUACCUAAAGGAGUCUCACCUACAGCAGAAAAUAUCAAAUUUGAUAGAAAAGUAUUAGAUUACAAGUCGGGGUCAAUGUUUGGAGUAGCAACAAUUUAUUUCCCUGAAGAAUCAUUUUACCUAGUUUACAAUAAAGAAGGACCUAAAUUGAGUUCAGGCUACGAAGCAAAAGACAUUACAGCUACAAUUUUAGAGAACAAACAAAUUCAGAUGAAGACUGAAAACUCUCAUUUCUCAGUCAUGAUAACGUUGAUGCCAGCAAAUGAUGAGGAUUUCAAAAGUUUGUGUAAAAAAAUCAAAGAAGCUAUUAAGAAUCCUAAUGAAGAAGACUCUCCAAAAGAUGAGAGGUCUGGAAAUCAUCUCGAAAAAAAAACAAAAUAUGAAUUCUAAUGCUACUGCGAGUGUUGGCCAGUCAACUUUACCAAUGACUAGUUCUACACUAGUCAAUACUGUUGAGUUCGAUUUAAUAGAACUACGAAGAGGAACUGUCUGCCCUGAAAAAGAAUAUGACAUCAAAUUGUGAAGAAACCAAACAAUUAAAUACUGACUUGGGAGCUCUCAAAGAGGAAGUUACUAAAAAUACUGAGAACUUGGUCAAUUAAAUCGAUUCAUUGAAAAUUAAGUUAUCUUCCAAUCCUGAAACAUCAAUGGCACUCUUACCUUUACAAUCAACUUCUGAAUUAGUAUUAUCUGGUACUCCGGAACAAAUAGAAAAUUCAUCGCCACUUGAGAUCAUCACCAGUGUCUUCAAAGUACUCAAUGUACUUGAAUUAAAAACUGAUAUUUUAACUGUACGGAAAAUGGAUAAAAAAUCAGUGUCUAGAAGUAACAAUAGCAUUAAUAUCAAUGUUAAUAGACCAGUUUUGCACUCAUUCAUAGUAAAAAUGAAAUCUC
Molecule: messenger RNA, 1353 nt
Organism: Cotesia glomerata
Lineage: Eukaryota; Metazoa; Arthropoda; Insecta; Hymenoptera; Braconidae
Exons: 7
Coding region: 82-849 (255 amino acids)
Source: RefSeq, a predicted model, not a curated record